UUCACUUGGUGCCGCAGUGCGGGAGUACUUUUUCGAUCACCGCUGUGUGUGUGUUAGAGUCGUCCAGCGGGCGUUCUGGGCGUCGUCUCAGGGUUGCGUUGCGUAGUGUGCCUCACCUCGAACCCUGCUUCGUUCCGUGCCCAUUUCUGUUCCUUUGCGUUCUCCCUUGACCUUCAGUUGGUUUGUGGCACAGUUGGACAAAUUCUCUCCAUCCGCUACAGUACACGAAGCUGUUCUGUAUGCGGUUGUUUUGUCAGUGUUGGACUGCUACUUAGGUUGUGUAUGAUUCUUUCUGGAGACUUUGUGGACUGGGAGUUCAUCGAUUUCGAGGAAUUCCCGAUUGGGGAUACAGCAGAUUCUAGUCUUGCAAGGCAAUUGAUCUGCUGAAGAAUAGCGAGCUUGCUGCCUCGAGCUAAAGAUGGCGGUUUCGGUGAAUGCAUAUUUGGUCACUUCCCUGACAACGAAAUCCUCCCACUUUAACAGUGACUUCGGCAAUACUGAUUUGCUAUUAGGUCAAGGUUUAGGUGGGCUUCGCUUCCCUCCGAAGCGUUUGCAUUCUACCAAUGGUCGCAAGCGAGGUGAGAAGUGUCACAACGUUAGCGUUCGAAGUGCCGCUGACAAUGGCAGCUCUUCUUCCAAUGGAUCAACCUCACGCAUGGUUCCUAUCGAAGAGGCUCUUAAGGGCCGCAGCGCCACAUUUCUUAGCAGAAGGCCUGUGUCUGAAGCAAAAGGCACCACGAAUGGAGCAGCGAAGGGUUCAAGCAAUGGAACCACCUAUGCAAACUCUAACGGCGUUGCAAAUAGAGGCAGUAACGGAAGCACUAACGGGAGUACAAACGGAAGGGCCAAUUCAGUGGCAAUGAGCCGUCAGUUAAAUGAGAUCUCUAUUAGUAAACUGAAUCAGAGUAUGAGUGCCGAUGUGGUGAUCCCCAAGAUGGGCUCUGUCGCAACAGUUGAUGUAGGGAAGCACAAUGAGGGGGCUUUCAGAGUGUUACCAUCAGAUGAAGGGUUUAGUUGGGCGAGGGAUGAUUACAGUACAACGCAGAGGCAGAUUGAUGUUUGGAGCUUUGUGCUUACCUUGCGAGCACGGGUUUGGUUUUUGGAUUCCAAAUGGACCUACCUCGGUGGAUUUACAGAGGAGAAACAGAAAGCACGGCGGAGAAGCUUAGCGGUGUGGGUCAGAGAGAAGAUCUUGCAACUAGGACCGACCUUUAUCAAGCUCGGACAGCUUUCCUCCACGAGAUCAGACCUUUUCCCAGCUGAGAUUGUGGAGGAGCUUGCAAAGCUUCAAGACCGAGUACCAGCAUUUUCAGCGGGGAAAGCAAUGGCCUUCAUAGAGAAAGAGCUGGGGGCGCCAGUAGAUGCAUUGUUUGCAGAUUUUGAACGCCAGCCCAUAGCUGCAGCAAGUCUUGGACAGGUUCACAGAGCAAUUUUGCCCAAUGGAGAGAGAGUUGUAGUAAAAGUUCAAAGACCUGGUCUGAAAAGAUUGUUCGACAUUGAUUUAAAUAAUCUGAAGGUGAUUGCUCAGUAUUUCCAAAACAGUGAAUCUAUGGGAGGCCCUACAAGAGACUGGCUGGGCAUCUACGAGGAGUGUGCAACGAUAUUAUACCAGGAAAUUGAUUAUCUGAGAGAAGGACGCAAUGCAGAUAGGUUUAGGCGGGAUUUUCGAAAGCAAAAGUGGGUCAGAGUGCCACAAGUUUUCUGGGAUUAUGCAUCACAAAAGGUGUUGACUCUGGAGUAUGUACCCGGUAUUAAAAUCAACGAUGUUGCGCUGCUGGAUGCUGGCGGCUUUGACAAACCAAAGCUUGCCAGGCUUGCCAUAGAAGCCUAUUUGAUACAGAUUUUGAGGACAGGGUUCUUCCACGCAGACCCGCAUCCUGGUAACUUGGCUGUGGAUGCUGACGGCUCACUCAUCUAUUAUGACUUUGGAAUGAUGGGUGAGAUAAAGUCUUUCACACGGGAGAAACUGCUUGAGAUGUUCUACGCUGUGUAUGAGAAGGAUGCAAGGAAAAUUAUUCAAGCCUUGAUUGACCUUGGAGCGCUAGUGCCAACAGGCGACAUGGGAUCGGUGCGACGAUCAGUGCAAUAUUUCUUGGAUAACUUGAUGGACCAGAAGCCUGACCAAGCAGCGACCUUUUCAGCCAUUGGAGAGGAUUUGUUUGCAAUAGCGGUGGAUCAACCAUUCCGUUUCCCAGCUACUUUCACGUUCGUGCUCCGGGCAUUUUCUACACUUGAAGGAAUUGGUAAUACGUUGGACCCUGAUUUUUCAUUUGCAAAGAUAGCUGCACCUUAUGCCCAGGAGCUGCUGGACACACGGAACGGGCAGAGAAAUGGGUCACGGUAUUUUGUUGAGGAAUUGCAACGGCAGGCUAAUGACGCAAGGGACGCAACAGUUCAAAUGCCUCAGAGAGUGCAACGCGUCGACCAAAUUAUGCGGCAACUAGAGUCUGGUGACUUGAAGCUACGCGUCAGGAGCCUCGAGGCGGAGAGGGCAGCACGACGAGCAUCUGUGAUGCAAGAGGCAAUCAUAAACUCCCUCUUUUCUGUAGGAUUAGCCAACAUUGGAGUCACAUUGAGCACUGCGCAAGGCAUCACAGCUGUCUCAAAUUCUUCAUUUGUUGGAGCUGGUAUCUUUUUGCUACUCUUGGCAAACAAUGUUCGCCGCAUUCGCAACCUCGACAAGUUUGAGAAGAUGUUGUAGCAAGAACAAGCCUCAGCUUUGAUGACAUUGUAGAAGAAUAUUAGAUGUACACUGUAUACUAAAAUUAUUGGCAUACGAAGGCUGCCCUUCAGAGUAGAACGAACCCUUCCAUUCUAUCAAAUGUAAUCACCCAACAUUGGGCAAUCAGCUUAUUGUAGCACCCAGUUCAUCGAAGUGACGAUCUGAUGGUGGCAAAAUGUUCUCAGCCUUGUAUCAAA
This is a messenger RNA of Physcomitrium patens, 2919 nucleotides long. RefSeq names its product protein ACTIVITY OF BC1 COMPLEX KINASE 7, chloroplastic. Gene Ontology annotation, biological process: regulation of response to reactive oxygen species. The record is from RefSeq and is a predicted model, not a curated record. Lineage: Eukaryota; Viridiplantae; Streptophyta; Bryopsida; Funariales; Funariaceae.